This is a messenger RNA of Fusarium coffeatum, 1062 nucleotides long. RefSeq lists its product as uncharacterized. The transcript is spliced from 3 exons. The coding region runs from base 1 to 1062 and encodes 353 amino acids. The record is from RefSeq and is a predicted model, not a curated record. Lineage: Eukaryota; Fungi; Ascomycota; Sordariomycetes; Hypocreales; Nectriaceae. Gene Ontology annotation, molecular function: nucleic acid binding.
AUGGGACUCCUCGCAGAAAACAAGACUCGACGAAAGAUCAACAAGGAUCCUAACAACACGAAAUGGACUAAAGACGAGAACACCUUCGGACAGAAGAUCCUGCGCGCUCAGGGCUGGCAGCCGGGCCAGUUCCUCGGAGCCCAGGAUGCGCCGCACUCGGAGCUACACACUGCCGCCAACGCUUCCUACAUUCGUGUGGUUCUUAAGGAUGACAUGAAGGGAUUGGGCUUCAGCAAGUCUAAGGAGGACGAGGUUACGGGUCUCGAUGUGUUCCAGGAUCUGCUCAGUCGGCUCAACGGAAAGACAGAUGAUGCCAUCGUAGAAGACCAACAAGCCCGACUUGCCGUCAAGACACACCACUUCGUCGAACAACGAUACGGACCCAUGCGAUUCGUGUACGGAGGUCUCUUGAUUGGAGACGAAAUGAAGGAGUUGGAAGAAAAGAAUACCGAGAAGCCAGAGACAAGUUCCGACGAGGAUGUUGUCAUGGAAUCCGCACCCACACCAAAGGAAUCCAAGAAGGAGAAGAAGUCCAAGAAGAGAAAGGCCAGCGACGAGGAGGAAGACGAGUCCUCUAGCCGCGAUACCGAUUCAAAGAGCAAGAAGCGACGCAAGGAGGAGCGCAAGCUGAAGGAAGCCGACGGCGAUGACACCAAGGCCAAGAAGAAGAAGGAAAAGAAAGAAAAGAAGGACAAGUCUCGCAAGAAGUCCUCCACCGAAGCCUCAGACGACGAAGACGCCACAGAAGAGCGCUCCAAGAAGCGCAAGUCCAAGAAGGACAAGAAUGGGUCGUCAGAGGGUUCAGAUGAGGAGAAGGUGAAGGACAAGAAGUCCAAAAAGGAGAAGAAGGAAAAGAAGAAGCGCAAGAGGGAGGAGGAAGCUGCCAGCACAGCGGAUUCUACGCCUGCGGCUUCAGUGCCUGGAACUGGGGUGACAACACCAUCUGGUACAUCUACACCUCGCGGAAGCAGAAACUUUGUGCGGUCACGAUUUAUUGCGCAGAAGAGGCAGGCAUUUUUGGAUCCCAAGGCACUUAACCAGAUUUUCAUGGUCAAGGCUUAG